Pelobates cultripes (western spadefoot toad) is the source of this 8717-nucleotide messenger RNA. Lineage: Eukaryota; Metazoa; Chordata; Amphibia; Anura; Pelobatidae. The record is from the annotation of a GenBank genome assembly.
AUGAAAAGAAAUAAAGUGGCUGGUUUUAUUGGCGAUCACUAUUCAUCUACAACUAUUCCCAUAGCACAGUUACUUGGGGUGUAUGGAUAUUCACAGGUGAGUGAUACUAUAUGUCCUCCUUUAUGUCAUAUUGUUAGGGAAUAGUACACUAUAUGCCAAUGACUGUUCCCAUUUUUUUUUGCAUUAUCUCCUUUAUUCCACAAUUUCUGAUGAAAAUCAUGUAAGCAAACCCAUUAAUAUUUCAAAUCAGGCUCAUUGUUAAUGCUCAAGGAUUGGUUUGUGGAUUUAAGAUAUUAAUUUUCAAUAUAGAGAUGUACCAAGGACUGAAUAUUAAAUAUUAGUAUCUGCUAAUUUUACUUUAUAUGCUAUAUAGUUAGCUAAUAAAAAGGUAGUGACAUUCAUUAUCUCUUUUUCUAGUAAACAAAACCUUGAAUUAAUUUCAGAACCCUCCAUUCCUCUUUACAUUUUUAUGAAUCUGUCUCAGAGUAGUAUUUCGUUUACCCAUAUCCUACUUUAACAUAAUCUAUUUGUUAUCCAUCUAUUCAAGGUGUGUCCUUCAGACAUUCUCAUAUACACAUCACAAGUAAUGCAGUGGCCCUUGAUGGACGUUAGUGUAGAUGCUGACUGUGGUCACCUCAAAUCAUUUUAUAGCAUAUUUACUCAACACCAUUAAGACAUCGCUAAUCACCCUGCAUUAAUUGCAUACACGUGUAAUACUACUAAUAGUAUUUCCAGCUAGCACAGUAACAUAUUCCAGCAUUGUUGGAGAAUUCCCAAAUAAGCUAGUUUCUUUUAUUGCUUUAUAUUUCUGGUAUCCCUGGAUCUUGGUAGGUUUUUUCCCAAACCUUUUAUUAAAUUUUGGACAAAAUAGAGCAAGCAUUGUGCGUUCUGAUCUAAAAGAACACAUUUUCAAGAACAAUAAAGGAGAAUAGUGGCACAAGUGUUAGCAGAACUGCUCCAUCUCGUCACCAUUCAAGUUAAGUUGGGUUUUGUCUAUAGAUUACUUGAAAGGGAAUACCAAUAAUAUAAAUUGUAGGUAUCAAAAUAUCAAACAUAAUUAUGCCAAUAUAGAAACAUUAUGCUCAUUAUGUUGGGAUGGUACAACCCAGUGCUGUUUGAACAUAUAGGCUAAUUUUGCUUGGCAGAGCAUCAGAGGUCAGUUUAUCAGAGUAAAUCUGGCAGCUGCCAUUUGGAUAUUUUGGGGCUUUACAGAAAUAUUACCAAAUACGGUUGCAAGAAAAAGUGCGUGAACCCUUUGGAAUGAUAUGGAUUUCUGCACAAAUUGGUCAUAAAAUGUGAUCUGAUCAUCAUCCAAGUCACAACAAUAGACAAUCACAGUCUGCUUAAACUGAUAACACACAAAGAAUGAAAUGUUGCCAUGUUUUUAUUGAACACACCAUGUAAACAUUCACAGUGCAGGUGGAAAACGUAUGUGAACCCUUGGAUUUAAUAACUGGUUGAACCUCCUUUGGCAGCAAUAACUUCAACCAAACGUUUCCUGUAGUUGCAGAUCAAAUGAAACAACUCUUAACUACCCCUCAAAAAGUAAAGGGAAAAACGUACUCUUCCUGCAGUGUUGAGGAAAGCCAAAUUAUUAUCUCUGCACCAACACCCUUCCAACACCAGGCAGUGGAUGGAGCUGGUGCUUCUCUUAUUGAGAGGAGAAUCAGAAAUCAGCCUCCUUGGACAUGAUGGAUGCAGCUUUCUACUAUCAAUAGCCCCAGCUAAAUUUGCAGUGUUUGGGGUCAAAUUGCGCAUCUGGUGUUUGCCGUUGCUUUUUUCUUUCCCUUCAAUUUUUGUAGGGUAGUAUAGAGAUGUUUCAUUUGGGAUUUCUCAGUUUAUAAUUUUUAUUUUUGGCUUUGGUUGAGCAAGUUUUUUUAUCUGGCACCACUGGAACAAGUAGCUCACCCACUGUUACUGUUACCAUAAUCAACAUCACCAGUACUACCACCAUCAACAGUUCCAUUAGCAUUAUGCAACCAAGUACUAGUGUGCAGGCUAGUAUUGUUGUGGCAGCUUCCACCUCCACUAGUGCCAAUCUGCCUGCAUCUUCAAUAGACACAUCAUAAAGGGAUGAGGGUAUUGUAUUACACCAAACAAAGCAAUGUUUAGGAUCACUUUAAAUGCCUACUAGAAGACUGACUUGCAAAGUGCAAAUUGUGAGGCGCAGAAGAGGGUGAGUGAAUGGCCAUCGCACUAUAGCCGGCGUGAAGUAAUACCUGCAAAGACACCACAAGUCUAUAUUACUGAGGGAGGGAACAGGUCUAGAAAGUAUUAGGGAAGGAUGCAGCUCCAUUGGUGCCAUUUCAGAUUCUGUGCUACCACAAACUCCUGCCACAAACUCAACAUCCUGUGCUACUACCAUCACCACCAAAGGCAAAGCAGGGAGGAUGGUGAGCGUAGACUGCUUGUAUGUAAUGUAAAUAUUGCAUAAGUGUUGUAGUGUAGUUCGCUGGGUUUGAAUUUUUCAAAUAAAUGUUUAGUAUAGUGGAUGAAGCUUGCUAUGUAUCCUGAUUGUUCAAAUUUGCAGUUUGCCAUUAGUCUAAGCAAUAUUGUAGACAUUUUUUUGCAUGUCAGCACAAUCAUAGUCCUCUUUUUUGCUGUUAUUCUGACCUUUUCAAAUUUAGUUUGAUAUUAAAAUUUGUCCAAACUAAACAAAGGGAACAAGUUUAUUAAAGGCAAAUUUUCCUUUCACAACGAAAGUACUUUUUAAAAUGUACACUUUAUUUUGUUCUUUUCUAGAUCAGCUAUGGAGCUACAGACUACAGUCUAAGUAAUAAGCAUCUUUAUCCACAUUUUUUCAGAAUGCAUAAUAGUGACCUCAUCUAUCACAAGAUUAUUUUCCAGAUUUUGAAAUACUUUGGCUGGACCUGGGUUGGAAUUCUGGCAUCAAAUGAUAUUGAGGCAGAGACAGAGACGCAGGCUGUAAUAAAGUAUUUAACUAGCAAUGGCAUCUGUGUGGCUUUCAGUGUAAAAUUUGGUUUUACUUUGCACUCAAAUAGAGAUGAAGAAUUAAGAAAGAUAAACAUUAUUCAAACAUCAUCGGCACAAAUUAUCAUACUUUGCGGAUCAUUCAAUAUUGAUGUUUUAAAAGUGCUAUUCUAUUCAGCAAAUGUAUUCUAUGGAAAGACAUUAAUUCUGACUCCUUCCUGGGCCUCAAACACGUACCAAACAGGUCAUUAUUUUGAAGCAUUAAAUAGUUCAUUGGUCAUAGACCUUUACUCUUUAAUGGUACCUCAAUAUGAUAGGGUUAGUGUUUUGCAUCCUGAAGAUUAUAAAAAUAACAUAUUGCUACAAGAUGUAAUGGCAGCAGAAUAUUCAUGUUUGUCACCAGAUGAAUCAAGAAACAAUUUCUAUAAAUAUGCUUAUAAAAAACCCUUUUUUAACUGUUCGCCUGCUUACAUCAAUCUUGCUGAAUAUGCACAUCGGGGGGUUUAUCCUCGAGUGUAUUUUGCAUUGCAGGCCAUGCUUUAUGCCUUACAUCAAAUGGAUUCAUAUUUAAAAAGAAAAUUCAAGGGCAUAGACAUCAAAACUUAUAAUUAUAAAAAUAAGGUGAGUAUAUAAUGUAAUCAGUUUAUUCUAUAACAUGUAUAUACUGUAUAUACUGUAUUUACAUGCAUACACUGAUCAGUCACAGCAUUAAAACCACUGACAAGUGAAUUAAAAGCUUGAUCAUGUUAAGGGGUGGGAUAUAUUGGGCAGCAAGUGAAAAAUCAGUUUUGAAUUUCAUGUGUUGGAAGCAGGAAAAAUGAGCUAGUGAAAAGAUUUGAGUGAAUAUGCCAAGGGCAAAAAUAGUGAUGGCUAGACGAUUGGGUCAGAGCAUCUCCAAAAUGGCAAGUCUGGUGGGGUGUUCCUGUUAUGCAGUGGUUAGUACCUACCAAAAGUGGUGCAAGGAAGAACAGCUUGGUUUGAUAUUAAUGUCUUGGUGACAAAUACCAUAGGACACUUUCAGAGAUCUUGUGGAGUCCAUGACUUGACGCAUAAUUGCUGUUUUGAUAUUAUGCAGAUUGUUUUAAUGUUGUGGCUGAUCAGCGUUUAUAUGUUGGUACAGGUUAUACAUAUUUAUCCAUAUUGUAUUCAGGUCUAGGCCUGAAAUUUACACUUAGGCAAUACUGGAUAAUAUUAUUAUUUAUUUUUUUAACAAGUAUUUUCUCUUCUUCUUCACAGCUGUUUAGCUAUAUAAAAAAUAUAGUAAUUAGGGCUGGCAAUCUGAACCUGACGUUUGAUGAAAAUGGAGAAAUCAGCUAUACUUACAUAAUUGAUAACUGGAUAAGGCUUCCUAAUUGGAGAAUAAAUGUAAAAAGAGUGGGCAAUUAUACAGAAACAUCACCAGAGGGUAAAAAAGUUUUCAUUAACCCAAAACAAAUAACAUGGAAAACCAAAAACCAACUGGUGAGAGAAGCUGAGAAUGUAUUUUACUAAAAACAUGACCUGUUUGAAUGUAAUAUUCAUUGCUGAAUUCAUGUUGUCGUAAAUUACAAUUACCGAUGGCCAGUCUGGGCCUCGGCACAUUGUUUUGUAUCAAAACGUUGCCUUUCUGUGAUGACUGAUUAAAACAUAAUUAGACUACAUUUUUUGCUGUCUGCUGCUUCCAUUUUUAUUUAUUGCAUAUUGCUCCUAUGAAAGAAGGACUUUGACUGCAGCACAGACAGCCAAGAUUAGCCUAUACAUUGGAUGCUAAAUACACAGUUCAUUAGUUUCCAAUGUAAAGAUAGUUAGGAAGGCCAUGGAACAAAUACCUUUAAACUGAAAAAGUAUACUUACCAUCAGAAGCCUGAUGGUAUCUUCUUCUCUUCAUCCUUAAAAGACCAUCUAUAUAUCACUACACAACCAUUAAAAAUAAUAAAAACAACAUCUGAUUUGGAAACAAUCUUAUGAACAAAUAAAAAAAUGUGACACAACCAAAAAAUAGAUCAAUCUUUGACCUGCAAGGUGUCCACACAGAAUGAACUUUAUGGUGGGAAAAGUCUUUAUAAAGGCUUUCCCGCACUUUGAAUUCUCAUGAGAGUACUCUGAUUGGUUGUCGUGUAAGCCAAUACAUUAGAGCACUCUGAUAGGCAAGUCUCAGCUUUCUCAGGAAUUGCCUGGGAAUAUAGUUUUGAACACUUAGGAGAUAUGAACUCAUGUGCAGGUUGGGGUAUAAGGGAGUUUUUUAAUAUCCCUUAUAGUAAUAUGGAGGUCACAUUUACCUCUACUGGCUUAUUUAUUUAUUACAUUUUAAUGUGACAUCUGGCUAAUGGGCAAAUUGUACUUGAAAUUAACAUAUUUUUUUAAAAAUCAAGUGAAUGGUAAUUUGUGAAUGUACAUCUCCUGCCAAAUGCAUUUAUUUUGUUCCAAAUGCUAUACUCAGUAUAGGUUCAGAUGCAAAAAGCACUGAUUUUAAUUUGGACUCCAAAGGUGUUUGUUGCAGAAUUGCUUGGACCAUCUGAAUUCUGACUGAAAUUGGACAGCAUACAUGUUGAAGCUACCUUCAACAUGGAUGCUGUCCAGGAAGUAGGAGGGUCUGGGAGGGAGGGUCUGCCGGAGAUUGGCCGGGAUGUGUCAGCUGACCGGAGUUCGCCGCGAACGGUUCGUGGCGAACCGUAGCGAACCGUUCGCGAGAAGUUCGCGGACGGUUCGUGACAUCUCUAUUGGUAGGUUUUCCUUAACAUUCUUUAAAUUUAAAUGAGCAAUUUUCCAAAGAUUGUCGGCCCCUGAUCUUCCUUUUACAAAUCCAGAUGGUCAUUACUUAAUAAGUCUGGAAUGACUUUACUCAAUCUAUUGGCUAAGAUUUUAGAUUAUUAUAGUAUUUUUACGUCUAAGUUUAUAAGGGAUAUUGGACGAUAGUUUGUAAUAAAAUUUGUAUCUUUCAUUGGUUUAGGAAUAGGUGUUAUUAUAGCACUUAGUAACUCUGAAGAAAUUGUCUUUGUGACAUUAAGUUUACUGAACCAUCUGUAUAGUAGAAGGGAUAUAAGAGGUUCAAAUGUUUUGUAAAAAGAGGCAGUAAAGCCAUCUUGACCUGGCGCUUUUCCAUUAGUUACAUUUUUUAUAACUGUCUUGAUUUCUUCACUUGAUAUAUCCUUAUUUAAUUCUGCUAAUUUAUCUGAGUUAAUUAAAGGAAGAGUAAUAUUAAAGAAUAAAUUGAAUACUUCUUUAGUAACUUUGUUUUCUAUAAUUAAGUAUAUUUGAUUGAGAUAAUGUGACUAUCUUAACUGACGCUACUGUGGGGAAAAAAUCGGUGUUACAUUAAAGACAGACCAGCUAAGAUUUACAAGAGUUCACCAAGCAGAAAAAAGAGAGAAGUAAACUCAAUUAAACUACAUAGAAAUAUAUCCAAACACUCCAAUAACAAUACACCCAAAGUUAAAAAAAAAAGCGAAUAAAAGCAAAUAGGAAUGCUUAUUGCCACUUGAGUAUUAUUGUUGAUGUCAGUACCUGGAGCAACAAAUUACCAGACUAGAAGAAGGACAUGUUUAACUAGAUACUGGUGUUAUAUUUGUCAACCAUUCCUUCUCUCUGUUGCAUUGAACAUAUUCUUGUUUUCUUUAUGGUAUUUUCUUUUGGACUGAACGCUCAUAUGAUCAAUAUUCCCCUAUUGUUGGUAUUAUUAUUAUGCAAUUAUCUGAUGUUUAUAUCUCUAUUGUAAAAAAUAUAAAUAACAAUUUGAGAAAAAAUAUCUAUAUUUUUGUAUCUGAUCUAGAAUAAACCUAUGCAAUAAUAAUAUGGUUUUGUGUAGGUUCCAAAGUCUCAGUGCUCAGAUAACUGUCUCCCAGGAUAUAGGAAAAUGCAGAAGAGUGGAGUCCACACUUGUUGUUAUGAAUGUUCCCAUUGCCCAGAAGGAGAAAUAUCCAAUAUAUCUGGUAUGACAUAUCCAACAAUAUGUAUAUAGAAUACCGUCAUAAAAAAGUCAAUAGGUUGAGGAACAAUUAUAAGGAAGCUAAUAAUCAAAAGAGAUAUAAUCUUUAUUAUUUUAUCUAGAACCUAGGAGUCUGCAGCAUAGGGCAAGAAAAGUGUCCCAACCCCAAUAUGUGUCUUAAUUUAAUUUUAAGAGUGUCUGCAGUGUCAAUAUUACUGUUGUUCACAAUAGGUCAGUCUAAUAUUGAUAGAAAAUAGAAGCAGGAUGGGGUCACUGCCAGAUAAUAGCCCAUGAAUGAAAAAAAGUAAAGUAUUAAUAUAUAGGAAUAAGCAGAUCUAUACAUUAUGAAAUACUAGAAUAUUUGUUUUUUAAUCACUCAGAGCUUAUAUCCUCUGUUGCUUCAUGUCAUCUACUACCUCCUCAAUGUUAAAUCUGUUUAGUUUAGAAAUACAGUGCUUUAUAUGAUAUAUGCUACCAAAUAUAUUCAGGGCCAAUACAAACAAUUUUCUAGAGAUCUAUUCAUACAUAGGACUCAAUGUCAUGCAUUUAGAGUAGAAGAAAGGACAUUUAGUCAAGGGUAUAAAAAGACAGAUAAACACACACACAGACAGACAAAUAGAUAGAUAGUUAGAUAGAUAGACAGAUUCUGAAAAUGUUUGUAGGAUCAUCUGCUUUUAGCUGUAAAAAAACUGGAUAUAACAAAUCCCUGCCUGAGACCUACUUUUUUUGUUAUUCUCUUUAAUAAUGGAUAUAAAUAAUAAAAACAAAUUGUUUUGUCUUUUUUUUUCAGACAGUGAAAAUUGCAUAAAAUGUCGAGACAUUGAAUGGCCCAACGAGAAUAAGACCCAGUGUAUUCCCAAACUAGUGGAAUUUCUAUCAUAUACUAAUGACAUAAUUGUUGCUGUUUUCUUGUGUGUCUUUGUUUUUCUUUUCCUUAUAAUUAUUGUGAUAUUAGUAAUUUUUUAUAUAUUCAGAAACACAGCAAUUGUAAAAGCAAAUAACAAAAAUCUCAGCUUUAUCCUUUUGGUCUUCAUCAUGCUGAGCUUCCUUUGUGUGUUUCUGUUCAUCGGGCACCCUGUGGAUGUAACCUGCAUGCUGCGUCAAUCUACUUUUGCCAUCAUCUUCUCAGUGGAGAUCUCUUGUGUUUUGGGAAAGACUGUUAUGAUCUACAUGGCUUUCAAAGCUUCUAAACCUGGUAGUACUUGGGGAAAGUGGGUCUCUGCAAAAGCGGCCAAUUGUGUAGUCUUGAUUCUCUCAACAGUUCAAAUUAUACUUAAUAUAACAUGGUUAACAGUUUCUCCACCUUUUCAGGAACUGGACGCUUACUCUUACCAAGGAAAAAUCAUCAUUCAAUGUAAUGAAGGGUCGGUUAUAUUUUUUUAUUCUGUCCUGGGUUAUAUGGGAUUCCUGGCAGCUGUUAGUUUUAUUAUAGCUUUCUUAGCCAGGAAAUUACCAGAUAUUUUUAAUGAAGCCAAAUACAUCACCUUCAGCAUGCUGGUAUUCUGCAGUGUUUGGAUUGCAGUGAUCCCAGCCUAUCUGAGCACCAAAGGGAAAUACAUGGUGGCUGUAGAGAUAUUUGCCAUAUUGACCUCAAGUGCUGGACUUUUAUUUUGUUUAUAUCUCCCCAAAUGCUACAUCAUCUUAUUGAAACCUGAAAUGAAUAAAAAGACAUACUUGCUUGCAAGUAAAAAUAAAAAUAUAUCAUUUAAAUAAUAUCAUCAUAUUAUAUUUUUUGUGCAGUAAUAGGAUGUUAUAUGUCUUCAGGCAACUGGUUACGAUAUAAACUAUAAAAAAAAUAAAAAUAGUAUUUUUAGCAACAAUUGAGAAUAUUAGUAUUUCUUUAUCUUCACUGUUUAUACAUUGACAGGAAGUUUAAUUACAU